UGUUUUGGUUACUUGUUCAAACAACAGUCAAUAACGUCUGACCUACAACCGGUUUGUUGAAGAUUAUUUUAGGUUUAGAUUUCGUACUUAAUGUAAAGGGAUUUUUAUCGACGUUAAUAUUGCUAAAUUCAAUCUCUUAAACACGUUUUUUGUCGAUGAAACCGUACACGUUUACGCAAUAUUGACCCACAUUUUUCGCGGGUUUCUCCAAAACUGGAGAUAACUGUACGCAGAGUAAAGUGUCAAAGGACUUGGAAGAAGAGGUGCUUGUGUCAGAGCAUUACAUAAUUUCCUAAUUUAUACCUAUAUAUUGGACCUGUCCUCAUUUCCCUGGAUCCAGAGCUUCUGGGUGUUCCGUCGACUGAAAACGACUUUCAACCUAGACAAAAAAAGAUGAAGCGCAUAAAUGUCCGAGGAUUUGAGGAGACAUACUUUGAUGGACAGCAUCUGACCUUAUCUGACCUAAAAAGGGAGAAAAUAGAGCACAAGUACUUGUUUAACAGCAACAUUGCUGCUUAUCCCGAAUCUGUGGAAUUGCAUGGAGAGAAGGUGUGUCAUGUCACUGGGAGAGGUGGCCUUGAGGGUAUUUUUAUGGAUUUGGGAUUUAGACAGACAUCAGACACAUCCCACUUCCUCUGGUGGGAACUGUCAAUCACAACUGAUGAGAUCUGCUCUGCUGAACAACGGUUUCCGACGCCAUUACUUCCUCUUACCCACAACCAGUUACCCUUUCUUCAGUACUUCACCUCAAAGGCCUUCCAGAAAGAGUCUCCCUAUGGAAAUUUCCGCUUCACAUUAUCAAUAAGAGAGCUCCUGUAUCACUAUGGUAAUCAGUUCUGUCCCGGCAAUAGUCCAGUUCUACGUGUUUAUGAGACUGUGUUGUACCAGCAAGAGAUUCUCUAUACCAUUGUAGUACAUCCUCGUAACAUUCAUUGUUAUGACGAUUAUCCUCGACUUCCUAAUUUUGGUGAAGGGGUGUGUGGGUAUGCUGAUGGGCUGAUAUGGUGGCGCUGUCAGUCCCCCUCUGAAAGCUACUUGCAUAGUUUGAACGUAAACUGGAACAAACAGUAUUAUGUUUGGGAUCAUGUGUGUUUAGCCCUUCACAUGGAGCCCGGUUGGGUGUUGCAUAUGGAUCAGGACAGGCUAUUUAAAAGAGUGAAUGUGUGUGAAGUGUCUCAGCGCCAUCUUAUAAAACCCCCGGAGACUCCACUGAGUUUAUAUGAGGCUGACAAUAUUCUUACCAAUCUUAAAGCUGGGAAGGGCUACGCUGGGGUUAGGGAUUAGGCAGACUGUGCAGUCUUCAGAUAAAAAGAUGUUGUCUGUCACGGAAAGGCUUGAGACAGAACCCAAGCGUGGGCAGGAAACUGUAAAUUUAAAGACUUUUAUAAAAUAAUUCAAACGAACACAAAACCCACCAUGAGGAAAACACAGUACAAACUCAAAAAAAGGAAUCAAACCAAAAUCUUUCCGCAAGGGGGACAAAACCAGGCAAAAACAUGUUGAUCCAAAUGAUAAGUUUGAUAAGUUUACAAGGGUAAACCAUUGAAAACAGGUAAAGACCAUAACAAAACAGCUUGGGAAAUACAUUUAAAGUAAUGUUAUUCAUUUGUUAAAUAUACAUAUUGUUAAAUAUAGAGAUUGUGGUAUCUGUUAUAUUUACUUAAUCAUGAUAAAUCGGGCGAUGAACUGAUCAGACUUUUGGCCUUCUCAACAUAUUUGACCCCAGUGCACCCUGUUGUCCAAGAUAAUUAUUGACGGAUCACAGAUCCCGUUAAAAAAAGGAUAAUCAUACGUAUCAAGUGUAUCAAUAAAUGUAUAAAACUGAUUGAAUGAAAAAUCAGCAUUCGUAAUGAAAAACAUAUAUACCUUGAUGAUUACCUUUUAAAUUAAGUUAAUUUAUUUUAAAUAAGCUUAAAAGCCUUGUAGCUCUCUUAGGUUUAUUAAGGUUAGGUUAGGUUUAUUUAUUUAUUUCGUGGGUCUUUACUUUUUUAACUGUCCACUAGAGGUCUGUGUUGGAUCUCUAGUAUUGUUGGCUUGUCUUAUCUGCAGUGAUACAAACUCCAUAGUAGAUUGUCCCGAUCAAUAAUAUUAAAUUCACUUGUACAUUAAGUAAUUUUUUGUUCCUUAAGUCUCUUUUAUUGUGUUUAAUAAUGCUAUAUAGACAAUAAAAUGUCACAUAUGGGUUGUUGCAAAAAAUUAUCCUGCAUUAUUUUUUUAAUCGAUUGAUCUUGCUUGGCUUUGAUCAAUGAUGUAACAUACUUUAUGUCAUAUAUGCCUAAUUCUAUUCCAAAGCCAACAAAUAUUGUGACUAUAAGUGUUUCUCUGUUUCAAGCAGUUAUCUUAAUGGCAUAGUUCUUCACCCACAUUUUCCCUUUUUCUACUUAAAAACUUCUGUGUUGUUCAUUCCUUAAACUCUGGUCUUAUCUGUAAACAAGGCUUUGUAGAGUAUACUUAUUGUUAGCUCAUUGAAAAAAUUCUCAUGAAAUGUCUGCUAAAUGAAUAAAUGUAAAUGUAAUGAAUAUGUAAA
This is a messenger RNA of Triplophysa dalaica, 2527 nucleotides long. RefSeq lists its product as uncharacterized. Lineage: Eukaryota; Metazoa; Chordata; Actinopteri; Cypriniformes; Nemacheilidae. The coding region runs from base 394 to 1284 and encodes 296 amino acids. The record is from RefSeq and is a predicted model, not a curated record. The transcript has 3 exons.